Messenger RNA from Daldinia childiae, 588 nucleotides. RefSeq lists its product as uncharacterized. The transcript has a single exon. The coding region runs from base 1 to 588 and encodes 195 amino acids. NCBI's taxonomy places the organism in Eukaryota, Fungi, Ascomycota, Sordariomycetes, Xylariales, Hypoxylaceae. The record is from RefSeq and is a predicted model, not a curated record.
AUGCGACGAUACGAAGGUAUAUGGCGGAAGCGCGAUCUGCUACCGUUUUGGAUUUUACAAAUAUUCUUCAUUGUUAUCUCUAUUGUCGCCGCAGCCUUACUUUUCGUCGGCGCAUCCUCUCUAGAGCAGCAGGAGAGCGAGACCGAGUCGUCUGGUAUCUUUAAGAUCGUAUACCUAGGCUACGAGGCCGAUAAGCUAGUCAGGUACACGCGGAUCACGGGAACUAUUACUCUCGUCCUCGAUGUCGGUACUCUGAUCUUUGACAUUAUUGAGGUUAUGCUAUACGCUGGGGGCCGGUUAAAUCCAGUUAUACUGCUCUCAUUCGCAUGCAUCAAGACUCUGAUCUGGAGCGCAUACUUUAUCAUUGCUAUCAUCACUACGGCAUCCGGUUCGAUUUUAGGUGCAUUUGGUUUAUUGAUAGGCGUAGUACCCGUGAUCACGAGUAUUGGACAGCUCGCCUGGGGAAUUAUAUACACGAACCGCAAACGAAACGGCCAGCUCUCAACCCGGUCUAAUCACAAUUCUGUCAGAGACAAUGGGAGUUACGAUAUGGUGUACGAUACUAGAGAUCGAUGGAACUAUUUUUGA